AUGGGCGGCCAAGGAGGAGAAGGCAAAGAUGACAAGGACAAGAAGGCUCAACAGAAGGAGAAGCCAAAGUACGAACCACCGCCACAGCCAACCACACGUAUCGGGCGAAAGAAGCGUAAGCAACAAGGUCCAAAUGCCUCUGCCAAACUACCAUCCAUUUAUCCGACUUCAAGAUGCAAGUUAAAAUACCUUCGCAUGCAGCGCGUGCAUGACCAUCUCUUGCUUGAAGAGGAGUACGUGGAGAAUCAAGAACGUAUUCGCAAAUCCAAGGCCCAGGCUUCGUCAACUCAGCCGUCGACGGACGAUAACAACAGUGCUCUGGACAGAAAUGCGGAUGAGCGAGGCCGGGUGGACGAUAUGAGAGGCAGCCCCAUGGGGGUGGGAAACCUGGAGGAGAUGAUCGACGAUGACCAUGCGAUUGUUUCCAGCGCGACAGGGCCGGAAUAUUACGUCUCUAUAAUGUCCUUUGUCGAUAAGGACCUGCUAGAACCGGGAGCCAGUAUUCUACUUCAUCACAAGUCAGUCUCGGUCGUUGGUGUUCUCACGGACGAUGCCGAUCCGCUUGUCUCCGUUAUGAAGCUGGAGAAGGCGCCCACGGAGUCGUACGCAGAUAUAGGUGGUCUAGAAUCACAGAUCCAAGAAGUGAGAGAAGCUGUCGAGCUGCCAUUACUUCACCCAGAACUCUAUGAAGAGAUGGGAAUCAAACCCCCAAAGGGUGUCAUUUUAUACGGUGGACCGGGAACAGGAAAAACUCUUCUUGCUAAAGCUGUUGCCAACCAAACGAGCGCUACUUUCCUGCGAAUCGUCGGUAGUGAACUUAUUCAGAAGUAUCUCGGUGACGGACCCCGCCUUGUCCGCCAGAUCUUCCAGGUCGCUGCUGAACAUGCCCCAUCCAUCGUUUUCAUUGACGAGAUUGAUGCAAUUGGUACGAAACGUUACGACUCUACUUCUGGCGGUGAGCGAGAAAUUCAGCGUACUAUGCUUGAACUUCUCAACCAGCUUGAUGGUUUCGAUGAUAGAGGUGAUGUUAAAGUCAUCAUGGCCACGAAUAAGAUCGAGUCCUUGGACCCUGCACUUAUCCGUCCCGGCCGUAUUGACAGAAAGAUUCUCUUUGAGAACCCUGACCAAAAUACCAAGAAAAAGAUCUUCACCCUCCAUACUUCCAAAAUGUCUUUAAGCGAAGACGUCGAACUCGAUGAAUUCAUCACUCAGAAGGACGAUCUCUCUGGCGCAGAUAUCAAAGCCAUAUGUUCUGAGGCAGGUCUUAUGGCCCUUCGUGAACGCCGUAUGCGUGUACAAAUGGCAGAUUUCAGGGCAGCUAGGGAACGUGUCAUGAAGACCAAGCAAGAAAACGAGCCCGAGGGACUUUACUUGUAG
Molecule: messenger RNA, 1377 nt
Organism: Trichophyton verrucosum HKI 0517
Lineage: Eukaryota; Fungi; Ascomycota; Eurotiomycetes; Onygenales; Arthrodermataceae
Exons: 3
Coding region: 1-1377 (458 amino acids)
Biological process (GO): proteasome-mediated ubiquitin-dependent protein catabolic process
Cellular component (GO): proteasome regulatory particle, base subcomplex
Molecular function (GO): ATP hydrolysis activity; proteasome-activating activity; ATP binding
Source: RefSeq, a predicted model, not a curated record